Messenger RNA from Sporothrix brasiliensis 5110, 1905 nucleotides. Its product is annotated as arylsulfatase. Gene Ontology annotation, molecular function: glycosaminoglycan binding; arylsulfatase activity; N-acetylglucosamine-6-sulfatase activity. The coding region runs from base 1 to 1905 and encodes 634 amino acids. Lineage: Eukaryota; Fungi; Ascomycota; Sordariomycetes; Ophiostomatales; Ophiostomataceae. Gene Ontology annotation, biological process: phenol-containing compound metabolic process. The record is from RefSeq and is a predicted model, not a curated record. The transcript has a single exon.
AUGCAGCUCACGCUCGCUGCCUUCCUGGCUGCGGCCACAUCGGUGGCGGCCUCGGGCGCUGCUGGGGAUGGCCGUGCCGGCCGCCUCAUCCAGGACGACGCCGCGCAUGGCCAGGCCCGGCUUGGCCGCCUGGGCCCGGACGUGCUCGAGGAGGUUGCCGAGCACCACCACAAGCACGGCAGCGGCACGCGGCCCAACUUUGUGUUCAUCAUCACCGACGACCAGGACCUGCACAUGAACUCGCUCGACUACCUGCCGUACGUCAAGAAGCACCUGCGCGACCAGGGCACGACCUUCCGGCGCCACUUCUGCACGACGGCCGUGUGCUGCCCCUCGCGCGUGUCGCUCUGGACGGGCAAGCAGGCCCACAACACCAACGUCACGGACGUCAACCCGCCGCACGGCGGCUACCCCAAGUUCCUGAGCCAGGGCCUCAACGACAACUACCUGCCCGUGUGGCUGCAGGCCGCCGGCUACGACACGUACUACACGGGCAAGCUGUUCAACGCGCACACCGUCGAGAACUACAACUCGCCCAAGGCCAACGGCUGGACGCAGAACGACUUUUUGCUCGACCCCUUCACCUACCAGUACCUCAACGCCAGCUACCAGCGCAACGACGAGCCGCCGCGCAGCUACGAGGGGCAGUACACCGUGGACGUGCUGGCCGACAAGGCCUACGGCUUUCUCGAGGCCGCCGCGGCGAACCGCAAGGCGGACGGCACGCCGUUCUUCCUGGGCAUCGCGCCGGUGGCGCCGCACAGCAACGUCGAGAUUGGCACGGCCCUGGGCGACAUUGACGACAUCCUCGACGCCAAGUUCUCGGCGCCCGUGUCGGCCAAGCGCCACGAGCACCUGUUUGCGGAUCUCACGGUGCCGCGCACGCCGCACUUCAACCCCGAGGCGGCCUCGGGCGUCAGCUGGGUGAGCCGCCUGGACCGCCAGACGCAGGCAAACGUCGACGCCAACGACCACUUCUACCGACAGCGCCUGCGCGCGCUGCAGUCGGUCGACGAGCUCGUGGACGGCGUGUUUGCGCGCCUCGACCGCCUAGGCCUGGCCGACAACACGUACGUGUUUUACACCACGGACAACGGCUUCCACAUUGGCCAGCACCGGCUGCAGCCCGGCAAGGAGUGCGGCUUCGAGGAGGACAUCAACAUCCCGCUGAUUGUGCGCGGGCCCGGCAUCCCCGGCGGCCGCGUGUCGCAGGCCGUGACCACGCACGUCGACCUGGCGCCGACGCUGCUCAAGCUGGCCCGCGCGCCCGCGCGCGUCGACUUUGACGGCGAGCCCAUCCCGCUGACGGCGCACGAGCUCGACGUGGCCGCCGUCGACAACGGCGCGGGCCGCCACGAGCACGUGACGGUCGAGUUCUGGGGGUUCGCCGCGGCCGAGGGCGACUUUGGCUUCAACGGCGGGUCGCGCAUCGUCACCAACAACACCUACAAGGCCGUGCGCAUCAUCGGCCGCGCCUACAACCUCUACUACUCCGUCUACUGCUCCAACGAGCACGAGCUCUACAACCUCGACACCGACCCCUACCAGCUGCACAACCUGCUCGGCCACGUCGCCGGCCACAGCGGCGGCCAUGCGCCGCCCACGCACCUGCUCGACGUGCCCCUCGCCAAGGUCGUCGCCCGCCUCGACAGCCUGCUGCUUGUGCUCAAGUCGUGCAAGGGCCGCGCCUGCGUGCGCCCCUGGGCCGAGCUGCACCCGGACGGCGACGUGCGCAACCUGCGCGAGGCGCUGGCGCCCGAGUUUGACGCCUUUUACGAGGUCGAGCAGAAGCGCGUGUCGUACGCGAGCUGCGAGGCCGGCUACUUUGUCGAUGCCGAGGGCCCGCAGUUUGAGACGGACGGCAUCGCCUACCGCCACGGCGCCAAGUGGCACGAGUGGGUGUAG